Molecule: messenger RNA, 3462 nt
Organism: Necator americanus (New World hookworm)
Lineage: Eukaryota; Metazoa; Nematoda; Chromadorea; Rhabditida; Ancylostomatidae
Exons: 21
Coding region: 1-3462 (1153 amino acids)
Source: RefSeq, a predicted model, not a curated record
AUGCCCACGACUUAUUCGUCAACCCAAUACCUGGAUUGUCCGAGAACCAUGUUCAAUGGACCUGGGGAUCGCAGAAGAUUUAUCGCACAACCACGCGAGCGUUCGCCGAAACGACAUUCAAAACGACGUCGUUCGCGAGGUUCACGGGAGCGAGGGGAAAGGGAGCCACUGCCUCCGUAUGGGUAUCCCUACAUGGAGGCGGGUGACAAGAUGGGUAACGGUUCUAAUGGCGAAUUCAAAAGAAUGUUCACUGGAAAUCCUGACAUUGAUCCAUAUCAUCCAGGAAUGAUGGAAUUCAGAGGUCCUCCCAGACGAGAUAUUAUGCCGCUGGUCAUGCCUGCUAACGAACGUGUUCGCGAGGGAAUAGUUUUUGAGUAUGGCAACUACUAUGAGUUUUUGGUUGAUCUGCUUGACGAAAGCAAUAAAGUUCUCAUGAGAGUGAAUCCUCUAGGGCAGCCUAGACGUAUAGAAGAGAGAAUUUCACCAACUACUCGUGCAGAAAAAUCGCGCAUCAUCGUGCCGUCCUAUGAUUUUGACAGAAACGAUCUUUUACAUUGUGAUAUAGUAAUCACAGGACUCCCACCGAGUGUAUUUUUCGGCAGCGGAUUUGGUCACAGGCCUGUGCUUGCAAGAGAUGCAGCUGCGAAAGAUUUAGUUGACAAAUUUUAUCGAGUUGGAUUAGUUACAGAAGCUUUACAUGCGUCCAUAGGCAGCUCUCCUGUUUUUAGAAAGGGUAAUCUUCCUGAAAAGGAUUAUGCUAUAGCAUUGGAUGCACUUAUUGAUCUCGACAAGAAGAUGUCAGAAUGUUCUUGGCCAUGGGACAUUUUCUCAGCUAGAGAGUUAGAACAGGAUGUACUCGACAGGCUGAAAUUCGUUUUCAAUGCGGUUAUUGACGAUAUUUAUUUCCGUGGAAAUCAACAUGGUCGGGACAGAUUUAGAGCAGACCCGAUGGAUACGAAUGGUUCAAUGAACUCUGGCAUUAUCGAAUAUCCUAAGAAGAUGGAGUUUUGUCGCCGAUGCAAACUCAGUGGUCAUUCGGAGGGAGAAUGUGGAGAUGAAUAUGCGGAGAAGAGACUCAAAGAGCGAGCUCGAUCUCGCUCCCCUUCACGGAGUUUCAGAACAGAACCUCAUUAUGAUCGUUUUCGACAAGGUGAAUGGUAUCAUGAUCACAGAGAUAUUGGAAACGUUGGGACGCAGUAUACGCCAGAUGAGAUUGCGCAGAAGAUUGCCGAACAGCGCGGAGAAUUACUUCGUCGAGAAAUGAUGAUGCGGCCAAUUGAAGCACAGUCGGCACCUCAUUCCCUUUUGUCUAAAACGGCAUUCCUCCCACAGCCACUUUUGCCGCCUGGCAAGGACAUUGCGACGUUUGAUCAACCUUAUAACCCAUCAGCUAAUCCACCCUUUUUGGAACACGAAUUCAGACCAACUCGGGGAGGAGAAGAAUUUAGCACGGGAAGGGGAGCAGACCCACGACGGAUUGAUGAAGAGCAGUUUUUGAGGGAGAAAGAAAGGGAACUCGAACGUCGUAUGCAGAAGGAAUUUGAAGAUAGAAGACGAGUGUUGGAAGAAGAAAUACGCAAACAAGUGCAAGUGGAGGAACGGGCUAAGUUGCAGAUGGAGUUAUCGCAGCGCCUUCCUCAUCGCGCUCCUCAAAUUUCAGAUAACUCAUUCCCAUCAUUUUCGCCCAAAUAUCCAAGCAGUUCUGCGUUCCUCUUACCUCCUUCGCUUUCUACGUUCGUCGGAAAUAAGUAUGAUAUUGAACCCAAUCCAGAGUCAUACUCGUCGGCUCCUGAUUUUGAAAUAGAGGAGAUUAAACGUCUCGUCAAAGAAACCGAGGAAAAAUUGUUGGACCUUCAGCGCAACGCUCGUGAGGCAGAGUUGGCGGCCAUAUUUGAAUCACGUGCAUUCCGAACAGUGGCAGAACUCGGCGAGAAUGCUUAUUUAUUAGAUCGCAGCCAGAAACAACUUCUUCUUUCUGAGCUGAAAGAAAUUCUUAGCCAUCCCGGCCCUCCGGAGAGGAACACAGGUCACCUACGGCGUAGUAGAAGCAGGGAGAAAUCCAGGAGGAAACGUACCAGUCACCACCACGACCGUGGUUAUUCGCAUCGAUCAAGAUCUUCAAGACGCCAUGGCAGCUACAGAAGCUCGGGCGACAGGGAAACUUUUAAGGAAGUGCGGCACCAAAUUGGUGGUGUCACUGUACGGAACCUCGAUUCAUCCGAGCAGCGUCGAUUGAAAGUGGGUGACAUUGUUGCGGCACAAGACGAGAAAACCGGAAAAUGGGCGACUGCCCAUAUUGCAAAGAUUUCCGGUGACACAGCAACUCUAGCUACUGGUAAUACUACGUGGAAGAAGGCUCUCCACGAGUUAUUCAAAGAAGUUCCUGAGUGGUCUGUAGUCUACAGGAUACAUGAAUAUAUAAUGUCUGUGGCAGAGGUAGAAAACAUUGAAGAAGGUCUCCAUAGUAGCAUUCAAGCUGAGGGAAUCAAGGAUGUAACAGUACAGGACGCUGAGGAGGUGACAAAAUGUUCGAGAGAUAUAUGCGACAGUUACAGGAAUAUCUGCCGAGUAGUGAAGAACUACGCAUCAAUUCGUGCGGAUGACGCCAUAGUGCUAGGAAACCCACCGGAAAGUCUACAGGAGUUGGAUCAGGCUGAACGCAUUAAAGAAGGCUGCGAAAUAACAAAGGAGCACGAACAAAAUGCGAUGAGAAUCGACAACAAUAUCCUGAACAGUGGCUACUUCUCACCACUGAUUCGGUUGCGAAUAGAUGAAGUGUUAUCUCGGCAUGUCGCUUCAUCGUCUUCAGUGGUACCCGGAGGCCAUAUGCGGGUUUCGUUUCUAGACCCUCAUAUUCAGUCUGGGCCGCAGUGUGGUCUUGCUGCGUUGUCAAUGUCAAGUCAGCUUCUUGGUCUAGAAAGAAAAAAGAUAUCUGAUAUGUUGGAAAAGGCUAAAAAGCUCGGAUUCACUGUUCAGGGAGAAAUGUUUUCUGCAGACUGGCUGGGUGAACUAGCAUGUGCAUUGUGGCCUCUCGAUGCUGAGAUACUCUCCUUUCCUAGUCCAGAUGAACUUAUUAAAUUAAUGGCAGCUGAUUACGCUGUUUUCGUUCCUUAUGAUUGCGACAGAAAUCACGAACCAGCGUUACGGAAUGGACAUGGUGCUCAUUGGGCGAUAUUGGUUGGUUUUCUCAAUGUAGAUAUCAAUGUAAUUGGCCUCCACUCUGCACCACCUGAUUUGCAUGUUUUGGAAGACGAGUCAUUCUACGUAUUUGCGUAUCACGGAAAGAGCAAACAUAUGGCCCUAUGGUCUUACUGUUGUCUUCGGCGAAGCUGUUGCCAGUUGUAUGAACCAGGACCAAUGAGGAAAGCACCAGACUACAUGAUCCCGGAGGAUGGUUUAUCGCAACUUCGAGGAAAAUGUGUAUGCCUGAAAAAGCUUGAAGGCAGUAUUUCUGAAAAAUGA